Messenger RNA from [Candida] anglica, 384 nucleotides. NCBI's taxonomy places the organism in Eukaryota, Fungi, Ascomycota, Pichiomycetes, Serinales, Debaryomycetaceae. The record is from the annotation of a GenBank genome assembly.
AUGUUGGCCAAUGAUCAAUCUACGUUGGCAGAUCAAAGUUCAUUUGAAAGAUUUGAAUUCAACUUUCCAAGUAUGAUGGAGUUAGAAAUACAUGAAGAAGAUAUGGUGGGAGAAUGUCUGGUUAAUACCAAGUUUAGAAUUCCACCGUUUAAAACGUGUAUGAGAUAUACCAUAAAAGGAAGAAUAGUGCCGUUUCCUGACCUAUUGAUGAACUUUCUCUCGGAUUUAAGAUAUGAGUUUGAAACGAAUGAAGUUACGCUUGCACGAGACAUGAUAUAUAAGACUAGGAUGAGUCUAACUGGUGAAGCAUCAGAAUGGUUUAUGGAGAACAUGGCAAGGCUUAGAAACAUGGGCUGGAUGGGAGUUCCUUGGUAUCUUUGUUGA